AUGCCAGAAACAGGUCAAAAAAACGUUCAAACAAGAAGUCAAGCGAGGGCACCACCCAACUUCGAAGGCGACGACAUGAAGGAAUAUAUUAAAUCAGAAGUUGAAAAAUAUUUUGGUUCAGUGGCGUUUCAGGAUUCGCUACGCGAAUUUAUUACCGAUUCAGUAAAAAUGGCGUGUAAAAAUCUUGUCGAAAGUAUAGUUGUGCCAAUUAAAGAUGAAAUCCAAGCCUUGAAAACAGAACUUAUCGAAGUUAAGCGAAAAUGCAACGACAAUGAGCAAUAUUCGAGGCGUUCAAGCGUUAGAAUUUAUGGCAUUCCCGAGGGGCCCAAAGAAAAUUGCAUAAAGAAAGUGUGUGAUUUCUUUCAGAAAGAAAUGGAUUUGGCGUUUGCAGAAGAAGAUAUUGAUAGAACCCAUCGUGUAGGCAAGAAAAAUCGAGAUGGAAACCGCGCCAUGAUUGUAAAGUUCAAAGCUUAUGACAGCAAAAGGUCCGUCAUGAAAGUAAAAAAAGCUAGAUUAAGUAAUAAAACCUUUUCUGUCUACGAGGACCUCACGUUCUUAAAUCGAAAACUUUUGUAUCUGGCAAGAAACGAGUACAAGGAAACUCCUGUGUGGACGAUAGACGGUAGGGUCCUUGUAAAUAUGGAUGGUCGUGUUCAACCUUAUGUCCCAACGGUUAACAUUUAUACUUGGUUACAAUCACCUAGUUCAUGA
Molecule: messenger RNA, 711 nt
Organism: Paramuricea clavata
Lineage: Eukaryota; Metazoa; Cnidaria; Anthozoa; Malacalcyonacea; Plexauridae
Source: the annotation of a GenBank genome assembly